CACAGCGCUGGAGAGAAAGCAUAGCGGGAGAGAGAGAGAGUGAGGGAGAGAGAGAGAGACAGCAGUCAGUGUGACAGAUAAGCACGGCAGAUGACUUGUCUCUCUCUGAAUGCACUGUGAGCAGGAGAGCAAGUAACUGCCAAGAGUGCCAGCCAAGGCAGUUCUCCAGACUCACAAACACACACAGACUCCACAGCCUGGUACAGACAGGGAGCGUGUGAAAAGAGAAGAGUCUCACAACUAAGUUUCCAGGUGGGUCGUCAAAGGUUUCCCAAGCGGAGUCUACAACAGUGUAAUGGGUUGUCCAGACCAGAGACUUUUCCUCUGAUCCUGCAAAGAGAUUGGCGUAAUCCUACAACGAGAACUAGUCCGACCCUGGGCAUGGAGAAGCUGACGGAGAAAGACAAGGAGCUGAUCCGAGGCAGCUGGGAGAGUCUUGGCAAGAACAAAGUUCCACACGGAGUCAUCAUGUUCUCCAGACUGUUUGAACUAGAGCCUGCACUCCUCAACCUCUUCCACUACAACACAAACUGUAGCCCCACACAAGACUGCCUCUCCAGCCCUGAGUUCCUGGACCAUGUCACAAAGGUAAUGCUGGUGAUCGAUGCAGCAGUCAGUCACUUGGAUGACCUCCAUUCCUUGGAGGAUUUUCUGCUCAACCUGGGGAAGAAGCACCAGGCAGUCGGGGUUAACACCCAGUCCUUCGUUGUGGUGGGGGAGUCCCUUCUCUACAUGUUGCAGUGUAGUCUGGGUCAGGGGUACACUGCCCCACUGCGUCAGGCCUGGCUCAACAUGUACUCCAUCGUAGUGGCGGCCAUGAGCAGAGGGUGGGCCAAGAACGGGGAACACAAGACUGACUGAAACAUACGCUGGGGUCUGCUAUCAGUUUCUGUCUAAUCACCUUCAUGGUUGCUAUGGAGUAAGGUUGUAUAGCUCACAGCAUGAAGGUUUUGAUUGCUGUAUAUUUCCUCAGUGAGUCUAGGGUCACAGUAGGGUGAACGAAUGGUGUUAUCACACUUGACACCACACACAAUGGUUGAAUCACCUGAUGUUCACAGAGUUAACUGUUUUUGCUGUGGAUGUUGCAGCUUCUAGGCAAUGCUGCUAUAACAUUGUAGGGAUGUUAUGUGCCAACCAGCUUUGGAUGUGCUCUAAGUCUGCAGUUUGAGUUCCUCAAAUUAGAGAAAGAUUAAAUUAAUGUAAUGACUGAAUUUGCUUUGUAAAUAAUUGACUUGAUAUAUCUACUCAAAUAAUAACAAUGAUUGUGGGGUUCUUCGUGAUGUAUCUUAAAGAGUCACACAAUUGUCAAACACUGGCUAUAUUACUUGGCAUCACUACCUCUACUGUGAUCAUUACUAUAGCUGGAAUGGGCAGCUAUGAUAUGGGCCCUUUCCCAAAUCAAACCAAUGAUAAAGAAACAUUGAUCACAAAAGUAUGUACAAAAUUAUUGUUUAGAGUGAUUAUCACGAUUCUAUCUCUAUGCCUUUGAGUUAGGCUAGGGUUCUGAUAAUGGCACAUACUAAUACACUCCUUUCUUUGUAUGUGUUCAUGACCUGGGGUGUAACAACCCUUAGAGGUUAACAUGAUUCUUAAAGCCAUUGAUAUUAUUAAGCAAACAAAAAACUUUUGACAAUGCUCAAUAGAAAAUGACAAGAACUGUUAAUGUAUUCAAAAUAUUUUCUAUGGGAUCCCUAUGACUGUAAUGGCGUCCGUGUGCAGCUUUGUCUGAAAGGUGUACACUCUUAGAAAAAAGGGUUCCAAAAGGGUUCUGUGGCUGUCCCCAUAGGAGAACCCUUUU
This is a messenger RNA of Coregonus clupeaformis (lake whitefish), 1798 nucleotides long. It is a transcript of the gene ngb, whose product is annotated as neuroglobin. Lineage: Eukaryota; Metazoa; Chordata; Actinopteri; Salmoniformes; Salmonidae. The transcript has 5 exons. Gene Ontology annotation, molecular function: heme binding; oxygen binding. The record is from RefSeq and is a predicted model, not a curated record. Bases 382 to 861 code for a protein of 159 amino acids.